AUGUCGAAAUAUUCAUCUAAUCUUAAUUCAAAUGAAACAAACGAAAAUAAUGAAAAUAUACAAUUAAUUUGGCUUGAUAAUUCGAAUUGUCCUACUCAUAUUCAAUCAAAAUUAGUCGAAUUAAAUUCAACUAUUCAAUUUUCUAUUGAUCUUAAUCAAUGUAUAACAUUAAUACAAUCAAUUAAAGAUAAACAAAUAAUUCUUAUAGUUUCAAUGACUUUAGCUCAAACAAUUCUUUCUCAAAUUCAUUCAUAUCCUUUAUUAAUUUCUGUAUUCAUUUUCUGUUCAAAUAUUAAUGAACAACAAAAAAUAAAAUUAAUGAAUGAAUAUAAAAAAAUUCUUCAAAUAUAUUCUGACUAUAAUUUAUUAAUUAAAUCAAUUGAACAAAUAAUAAAUAUUAUCGAACAACAAAUUUUAUCUUUUAAUCUAUUCAAUCAAAAUAAAGAUUUUACAAAUGAUUUAUCAAAGGAUUCAGCAUCAUUUCUUUGGUAUCAACUUCUUAUUGAUAUACUUAAACAAAUACCUGUUAAUGAACAAAUUAAUAAUCAUAUAUUUGAAACAUCUAAGAAGUUUUAUAAAAAUGAAAUAAAUCAAUUUAAAAAAGAUUAUAUAAAAGAAAAAUCUAUUCAAUUAUUUAAUGAGAAAUAUUUUAUUCGUAGAAUAUUAAAUCAAAUUUUACGAACAAAAAAUAUUCAAUUGAUUUAUUUAUUUCAAUAUUUUAUUAUUGAUCUUUAUGAUCAAAUUCAAUUAGAAAAACAAAAAUAUCAAAACAAACAAAUAUUAAAACUAUAUGAUGGACAAAAACUAUUAAAAACUCAAUUAGAUCAAUUAAAUCAAUACAUUGGUUAUUACAUUACACCGAAUGGUUUUCUUUCAGUAUCAUUUAAUAGAAAUAAUUCCAUUGCAUUAGCAAAAAGUGAAAUAUUAUCUGAUGAGUAUCAAUCAAUACUUUUUCAGUUUGAAAUAAAUCCAACAUAUCAAGAAAUAACAUUCGUAGAAAUUCAUGAAAAUCAAGAAUUAAUAUUUAAUAUUGAUACAGUUUUUAAAAUAAAUUCAAUUGAAUAUGAUUCUUCUCUACAAUUAUGGAAAAUAAAUCUUAUCAAUGAUCAUACUUAUCGAAAUAAAUUUCAAACAUAUUUUCAAUCAAUAAAAAAUUUUCGAAAUGAAAAUUCUUUUUUAAUAUUCUUUGGUCAUCUUUUUACUGAACUUGAUCAAUUACAACAAUCAGAAAUAUAUUUUGAUAUUUUACUUAAUUCUUUACCAUCUGAUCAUGAAGAUAUUGCCUCGAUUUACAAUCAAAUUGGAAAUUUCUUGGCGGAUAAAGGUCAAUUAAAAUUAGCACUAGAGAAAUAUCAACAUGCAUAUCAAAUUCGUCAAAAAAAAUUACCAAAUAAUCAUCCACAUAUAGCUAUAUCAUUGAAUAAUAUUGGUUUAAUCUAUAAAGAUGAAGGUAAUUUCGAUGAAGCACUUGAUUAUUGUCAAAAAGCUUUAAUUAUUGAUGAAAUAAAUUAUCCAAAAGAUCAUGUAUUAAAAGCAAUGACAAUUGAAAAUAUAGGUGGAAUUUAUAAAGAAAAACAUUUAUUGCCAAAAGCUCAAAGUUAUUUCUUACGUGCAUUAAAUAUGUAUAAAUGUGUUCUACCACGAAAUCAUCAUUUUUUAACUGAUAUAUUAAAUAGUUUAGGAAAAGUUUAUUGUGAUCAAGGAUAUUAUGAUCGAGCAUUAACAUGUUAUCAAAAAGCAUUUUCUAUUAGUGAAAUUAAUUAUAGAAAUGAUCAUUUACAAAAAGCUCAAACAAUUGAAAAUAUUGGAUUAUUAUAUAAAACUAAUGGAAUGUUAAAAAAAUCUCUUGAAGAACUUUUAAAAGCACUUGAAAUGUAUAAAAGAAUUUAUUCUAAUGAACAUUAUGAUAUAGCUCGAUGUUUUGGUCAUAUUGGACUUGUUUAUGAAGCUAGUAAUGAUUUAAAUUCUGCAUUAAAUUUUUUUAAUAAACAAUUAAAUAUGGAUGAAAAAUCUUUAUCAAAUGAUCAUAAAAAUAUUCAAAUUGAUAUUCAAUGGAUUAUUGAUAUUUAUAAAAAGAAAGGUCAAUUAGAAAAAGCAUUUGAAUUUUGUCAAAAAAAAUAUCAAGAAAAAAAAACUUUACUUGGAGAAAAACAUCCAAUGACAUUAUCUAUCUUUAUGACAAUGAUUGAUCUAUAUGAUGAUCCUAUUGUUAAAAUUAAUUAUUAUAAACAAGUUUUAUCUUUAUAUGAAAAUUUAAUACCACCUGAUCCAUAUGGAACUAUUAAAUGUCUAGAUAUAAUGAUUCAUUUUUAUAUUAAGAGUAAUGCAAUUCAAGAAGCAUUGAAUUAUCAAAUUAAAAUGGUUGAUCUUCAACGACAAUUAUUAACAAAUGAUCAUAUUAAUCUUGCUUUAUCAUUACAAAAAUUAGGACAACUUUAUGAAAAUUUAUCAAAAACAAAUGAAGCAGAAAAAUGUUAUAAAGAAAGUAGAAUUAUAUUUGAAAAAUAUGAAAAUAAUCAUAAUAAUAUUGAAUCUUCUCAUAUGAACUAUUCUUCUAAUUCAAAUUUAAAUCAUCAUGAACAAGAAUCAAAUUUUACUAAAAGUAGAAUAUGUGUUUUACUAUAA
This is a messenger RNA of Rotaria sordida, 2625 nucleotides long. The record is from the annotation of a GenBank genome assembly. Lineage: Eukaryota; Metazoa; Rotifera; Eurotatoria; Philodinida; Philodinidae.